Messenger RNA from Anisakis simplex (herring worm), 2622 nucleotides. Lineage: Eukaryota; Metazoa; Nematoda; Chromadorea; Rhabditida; Anisakidae. The record is from the annotation of a GenBank genome assembly.
AUGCUUGUCGCCAUAAACGUAGCCAAAAAAGGAGUGUGCGAGGUGUGCCUCCUUCAGUCCUUCUGGAAAAACUGCUGGCCACGGCAUCGCAUACCGUCAUCGUCGUCAGAUGUUCAAUCAGCCACCAUAACUGUAAAUUUAGAGAGUCUACGGUACUGUGAUAAUCUGCAUGGAAGAUGGCAUUUUCACGAGAUACGAGCCAUUUUCUUACGACGUUAUCUUCUCGAGAAUACGGCACUCGAACUGUUUCUUGCGUCAAGAACCGCCAUAAUGUUUGCGUUUGCGGACGAGGAUACUGUACGCAAAGUGGUGGAUUGUUUGCCGCGUGUGGGUGUUGGUGUGAAAUAUGGCCUCCCGCAGAGCCGAAAGACGAGUCUAAUGACACCUCGGCAACUCUUCAAACAUUCCGAUAUGCCGCAGAAAUGGCAACGACGUGAAAUAUCGAACUUUGACUAUUUGAUGUUUUUGAACACAAUCGCCGGACGUACCUACAAUGAUCUGAAUCAAUACCCGAUAUUCCCAUGGGUACUUGCAAACUAUACGUCAAGCACACUCGAUUUGAAUAUUGCUUCGAACUUCAGAGAUCUUUCGAAGGCAGGGCAUUUGUUUCAGCCAGUCGGUGCGCUAAGUGAAUCUCGUCGUAAAUAUUUCCAAGAGCGUUAUUCAUCAUGGGAGCACGAAACUAUUCCGCCGUUCCAUUACGGUACACACUAUUCAACUCAAGCGUUCACACUGAACUGGCUCCUUAGAGUGGAGCCGUUCACAACGAUGUUUUUGCACAUGCAAAGUGGCAAAUUUGAUCAUUCAAAUCGUCUGUUUCAUAGUAUCGGUGAAGCAUGGGAGAAUUGUCAACGUGAUUCGCAUGAUGUUAAGGAGUUAAUCCCAGAAUUGUUCUAUAUGCCAGAAAUGCUGUUGAAUGGAAACGGUUUUGAUCUGGGUGCACGAGAUGAUGGCACCGUUGUGAGUGACGUGGUUUUGCCAGCAUGGGCCAAGAGUGCCGAACACUUUAUCAAUCUGCAUAGACAAGCGCUAGAAUCGGAUCUGGUUUCGUGUCAACUUAAUCAGUGGAUUGAUCUUAUUUUUGGUUAUAAGCAAAAAGGACCUGAAGCUGUGCGUGCGACGAAUGUUUUCUACUAUCUGACCUACGAAGGUGCGUUGAAUCUGAAUUCGAUUGAAAAUGCAGCAGUUCGUGAGGGCAUCGAACAGCAAAUGAUCGCAUUCGGUCAAACACCUGCACAGUUGAUGACUGAACCGCAUGCACCCAGACAUUCGGUCAUGACUAUUAGUCCGACAAUGUUCCAAUCAUGUCAAGACGAUUUGUGUAUGUUGAUGAAGUUCAUCUCGAACAGCGCAAUCGUUCACAUAAGUGCAAAUACAUUCGCACAAUUACCUCACCCAACGGUAAUUUCAAUAGCGAAUAAUUUGGUGUUCGCGUUGAAUCGAUGGAAUAACUCAUAUACAGGUGAGCAACUGAUCAUGUUCUCAGUGGCAGCACUGGUUGUAUUCGAUGAGAAUUUGAUUGUGAGGCUAGACAGAGUUGUCGAUUCAGAAUUGAGUUGGCGUAGUCUUGUCACGAGAUUCGCGACGUUAGCGGAUUCUCGCUCAGCUGCGACUCCGUUAACGCCAGCGAUUAACUCAUCGAGUGAAGUUGGUACACCGUCUGAAUCGCUUACAAGUGCGCCAAGCAAUUUACCGCUAACCGUUGAUCCAUUAUUAGCAGCUGGCAAUCCGUCACAGCCAUUAGCACGUCGUCAUUUGGGCGAUGCGUUGGAUCAACGACUGAAAAUUCGAUGGAAUAACUUUGUGACGACAGUUGAAAGUCGAACGAUUCUUGUGUGUGGAUAUCCGGAUUACAGUUUUCGUAUUAUCGAUACAGAUACUGCACGAGUUCGUCAAGUGGUAUAUGGACACGGCGAUGUGGUGACAUGUCUGACGAGAUCGGAGGCGAAUCUGUUCGCGGAUUGUUAUGUGGCAUCCGGAAGUUUGGAUUGCACAGUGGUUUUGUGGCAUUGGAAUGCGCAAACACAAACCAUUGCCGGAGAGUACAAUCUUCCGGGCGAAGUGGCUGCUCCACGUGCCAUUCUGACGGGUCAUGAUGCGCAUAUCACAAUGAUUUGUGUCUCGGCUGAACAUGGCCUUGUACUGUCGGCAUCCAAAGAUGGAACGGUGUUGAUUCACACAACUCAAGGCGAUCUGCUGAGACGUAUCGCAUCCACAUUGUCAAUGAACCUGAUGGAGUCUGCUGGUGUCAACUUGCUGUUAAUGUCACGCGAAUGCGUUCUUGUUGUGCUGUAUGCGCGUGAACAUCUGAUUACGUUCACCACAACCGGACGACAGUUGGGAUAUUUAAGGUCACCAGAACGAAUCCUGUGUGGUGUACUGUCAAGAGAUGGUGAAUAUAUAAUUGUUGGAAGCGAAGAGGGACGUGUCUCAGUGCUUCGCUUGUUCCCAUUGAAACUGUUGUAUUCAUUCCAGCAAACAGAUAGUGCGGUACGUAGCGUGGCGUUAUCGUCGAAUCAACGUUUCGUUUUGGCCGGACUUGAUUCAGGUGCCAUAGUAGUGUUCAAUAUUGACUUUAAUAAGUGGCACUACGAGUAUCAACAUCGUUAUUCACUUCACUGA